This is a messenger RNA of Schistocerca gregaria, 2682 nucleotides long. Its product is annotated as OTU domain-containing protein 5-A-like. NCBI's taxonomy places the organism in Eukaryota, Metazoa, Arthropoda, Insecta, Orthoptera, Acrididae. Gene Ontology annotation, molecular function: cysteine-type deubiquitinase activity; K63-linked deubiquitinase activity. Gene Ontology annotation, biological process: protein deubiquitination. The transcript is spliced from 3 exons. The record is from RefSeq and is a predicted model, not a curated record. Bases 1169 to 2161 code for a protein of 330 amino acids.
UGCAUGCCGAGUGUGAGAGUCCGCACGCGCCGUGCCCUCUGGACGAGGGUGAGGUGACAAGAAGGCGUCGCCGAGACUUCAUCGGUACAAGUUUGUACCGCUGUAAAAAACGCUCUAGAAUGUCGGUUUGCAGGCGGUCCAAGUCCGGCGCGGUGCCAACCGAAGCGCAGAACGCGGCAUCGGAAGACGAGCAACCCGCUCUGAAGCGCGAGAGCAAGCCAAGUACGACCUUGCGUGGACAGAGGGAAUUUGCACUCUCGUUUGUGAGCACUUUUUUGUUUUUCGACUGACAGGUGUCAUAUUACUUGCUUUGAAGAGGAAGGCGUGGCCAAGAAGGGCAGGUCUAAGACCCCGCUCGUCGUCAGGGGGUUCAGCAGAGAGUUCAACAUACUUUCGGAUAACGUGCAGACACCGGAAGCCCUGCUAUCCAUAAUAGGCAAUGAAGACCUUCCCAACCGGUAUGUAGCGCAGCAGUUGGCCCAGUACCUUUGGGAGCGAGAGGUGGGGCUGCUAGAGAGGUGCCUGGACGUUUUUCCGAGAGAGUCGAUUCUCAGAUGGGCAAGGGCGACACUAUCAAUUGAGGUGAGCGGAGGCACGAUGAUCAACAACCAGACGCGCCGACGUACGCCAGGCGGGAUAUUCUUCAAGCUAGUUCAGAGAGAAGCGACGAAGGAGGAGUUAAUGAAAACGAUAGGACUUCCUGGAUACCGCCAGCGCCGUAACAAGGUAUACGGACUACUUCGGCCGAAGAAGCACCGCGGUCCUGCGAUCGACGUCCGCGAGCGCCCUCAGCCCGCGAAUUUUUUCGAGAGGAGAAUCGAGGAGGGCGGCGCGUACAAGAAUCCCUUCGCGCAGUCGCUGCAGCGCGAGGACCAUGGCGUGGUUUUGUGACCACACAGGUCAUGUGCACACACGUCUCUUUGACAUGUGUGCUGGUUGGGCUAGGCGGGGGGCCCUUCAGCGCUAGAAGAUGCCAGUGCGCGGCACGCUGUAGCGGGGCCCGAGGCGCUUUAUUCCCUUCGCGACGCGGUGUUCGGUGUGUGCUGCAUGCGUGAGAAGGCAGUGUGUACAAGAACGGUAUUUUUUUUUUUCCUGUAAAAAUGCAUAAAUCACCAGAACACCUUUUUUUUUGCAGUCUUGGUUGAUGAGCGUUUGAUUGCUAUGAUCCAUGGUCCUGGCUUUGAAUCUUUCUGGUGAACAGAACAACAAGAACUUGCAUAGAAGGCGCGACUCCGAAUCCGAGAGACCCCGUCUGCAUGACGGAGAAAGCAGCGAACAUUACGAGCAUUCAUGCGGGGCUGACGUGAAUCCGUUCAGGGAGCUAGAGACAGCGGGGACUUGCCCGGGCGGCCCUGGCUCUGAGACCCAGCCAGAGGGUGAUCGAAGAGGCUCUAGCAAUAGUAGAACGGGCAGCUGUUCCAACACGCGAGACAAGCUCAAGGAAUUCAGUAGCAGUGUGUAUGAUUUGCAGUCUACGAAGAACUUUCAGAGCAUGUUGAACGACAGGGGGCUGGAGCUGGUCUUCGUGGAGGGUGACGGGAACUGCCUGUUUCGCGCCAUCGCCGAUCAGAUUUACGGAGACCAACACAUGCACGGAAUCGUUCGCAGAGAUUGUCUCAAUUACAUGGAGAAAGAGAGGGACUUUUUCGCCGAUUUCAUCAGUGAUGACUUUGAUGGCUAUGUCCAGAACAAGAGAAAUCUCGGUGUGUACGGGGACCACCUGGAGUUGCACGCCCUGUCGGAGAUGUACGGGAGACAUAUUGAGAUCUUUACGCCCAGCGGAGAAGUCCUGCGCUUGGACCAUGGCGACUCAUCCGCCCGGGGCGAGCCGCCCCUGCGGCUGAGUUACCACAACGAAGAUCACUACAAUUCCGUGCGUGAUCUCAACAACCCGUCCAUCGGCGCGGGACUGGGGCUCCCUGGAUACAUCCCCGGCCUCGCCGAUAAGAGACAGCUACAAGAUGCUCUUCGAGACAGUGAGUCGACUCUGUGCGAAGACACGCUAGUGGAGCACUCGCGAGCUGAGAGUGAGCAGCAAUACAUCGAUGAGCAAAUUCUCAAUUCCGUACUUCAGAGUUCUGAGCUCGAAUGCGUGGAUGACGUGAUAGCCCAGGAGUACUUGGCCGAGUGUUGCUUCGGAGACGAGGACGACUCUGCCUAGAGGCAGGGAUCUGCCCUUCGGGGUCCCAGCGUGGUCCACGUUGUUGUUGUAGAUAUAAAGACAUCUGCUGCGUCCGAUACGGGCGUGGCGAAUGGCCACGCGCCCGCGUUGCGUUGUUCGGUCGGUCCCUCGCGGAGAGAAAGGGGUUCGUCGUUUGAUUCGCGGGGGAGGGGGGUGUGUACAAUUUGUUAUGUGCCUGACGUCGAUGUGUGCAUCUUCAUUGAUUGCGCGAAAAAAAAAGUUCGGACGACGAGGUGCGCAGCACAGAAGCCCGCAGCGACGAGCGCGUUCGAAUCAGCCCGGGCCGCUCGCUGUCGAACAAUGCGCGACUGCAAGAGAGACACAGGGCGCUCAGUCUUUUUGCACACAAAAAAACGCGUCAAUGCCGCGUGUUCACGAGAGUUGGCACAGUGAGGCGCACAUGCCAGCGAUAGAAUCAGUUCCUAUCAUGGAAGGACCGCCGGAGUACACGCGCCCGAGCGCGGCAGUCGCGUACACUGCGCGCGCGAUUUGCAUGUUCC